AUGUGUGUCUAUUAUUACAACCCAAAAAGGGUAACUGUAGCUGGUGGUGGUGAUGUGGCGCGCAGUGAUCUUGGCAGCGACAAAGGAUGCAUAACUGCAGAUGGUGACGACAUGUCAACCAUAUGUGAUGAGGGAAGGGGUUUCAAUUUUCCAAUUGGCUUCUACCCAGAGCCAAGAUCAAAAUCCCGAUUUCUCGAUUGGUCACUCCAAUUCGUGACCAACACCUCAGAUUGGUCACAACAAUUGACACAAGAAACUGAACCAGUAGAUGAAGAAGAUGCAAUUAACGAAGAAGAAGAAGAGGAAGCAGAAUCAUAUUCAGAACCACCUGAAGAGGCAAAGCUUUUUGUCGGUAACUUACCCUACGAUUUUGACAGCGAGAAAUUGGCUAAUCUCUUCAAUUCUGCCGGAGUAGUAGAUAUCGUCGAGGUUAUAUACAACAGGGAUACAAAACAAAGUAGAGGAUUUGGGUUUGUGACAAUGAGCACAGUAGAAGAAGCUGAGAAAGCUGUGGAGAAGUUCAAUGGCUAUGAUUUGAGUGGAAGGGCUCUUACUGUAAAUAAGGCUGCACCAAGAGGUUCACAACCAGAAAAACGAUUGGUGGGGACUUCUUUCAAGAUCUACGUGGGUAACCUAGCAUGGCAGGUGGAUAGUGAACGUCUGGAGCAGGCGUUUAAUGAACAUGGGAAAGUGGUCGAUGCAAGGGUGAUUUAUGAUCGUGAAAGUGGAAAAUCACGUGGGUUUUUGUCAGCUUAG
Lactuca virosa is the source of this 756-nucleotide messenger RNA. The record is from the annotation of a GenBank genome assembly. NCBI's taxonomy places the organism in Eukaryota, Viridiplantae, Streptophyta, Magnoliopsida, Asterales, Asteraceae.